Molecule: messenger RNA, 2083 nt
Organism: Amoebophrya sp. A25
Lineage: Eukaryota; Dinophyceae; Syndiniales; Amoebophryaceae
Source: the annotation of a GenBank genome assembly
CCACCAUUGAAUGUAGAGGAACAGGCCGCGAACCGACGAAAGCGAAGACGGCGCGAGGAGCGCGAGAAGUUCAAGAAGAAUACGAACUUUCCCUUGUUCCAGGGCUACACGGGAGAGCAGCUGCGGCAAAUGCACCCGACGGAUCUGGAGCGCGAAUUCAGGCUGUCCUCGAAGCAAAAACUGGAGGAGCGGAAAGCCUCGAGGCUGGAGCAUAUUCAGCAAGACGGACGGGAUAAAGGGCUCAACCUGGAGCUCGACGCGGACUCACGCUACGAGCAGAGAUCCUCACCUGCGCGAAGUCGAGACACUGACGAGGACUUACUUCCAGGCGGUACAUCGGCACGCUCAAGGAGGAGCGGCAGUCGCGGAAGGGGAAGCUCGCGCUUUAGUUCGCGAAACAGCGACUCCUCUUUUGGCGGCGGCUUUACCACCGACGCCACGUCGGCCGCCAGCGGCCGCGAAAAUCGCUCCCGGUCUCUCUCGCGACACCGGGAGAACCGUCGACGUGAGAUCCGCGUGCGGCGUUGGCGUGACGAGUGCGAGCGAAGGCGACUGCUCGACGACACCAUGGGCGCACUGACGAAACGCGAUAUCAAGUACGAUUUCCGCCGCCGCGUGAAGAAGGUGCGUCGGCGAGUGAUGCGGGAGUACAUCCAGAAUCGCAACCAGCAAGAAGCCCAGGGAAAGAUGCCGUUUCAUCCCGCCGCUCGCAGCGGCGGUCCAGAAGCUGCGCUCGGGGCAGCAGAUAGUCUCUUGGCACGUGGUGGGGCGUCGAACGGCCUACACGCGGCAGACGCGGCUAUAGAGGAAUCGGAAUUUCUGGAGUCGAUCGUGACCAGUUUUCCCUACGGUUAUCGAGAAGAAAUCUUCAAGUGGCUGGGCCGUUUGUUCAAAAGCAUUGUGGCUGUCGACGCCAAGACAAAGAUUUCAGGUGGUACCAUUUCGCCAUCGCAACUACCAGGAGGUUCGAACCCAUCCGAAGACGGAGCUGUUCCAGCUGCUAGUGCUCCUUUCUCGUCGGGUGCCGCAGCGGCAGUCGGAGAUGCGCAACCGCCGCCUGCGAAAGCAAAAGCGAGUCCAAAGGUCCUUGCGAUUAAGGAAGAGCAAAAGCGCCUCUUUCGACUGAUCGACGACUAUUUUCUGCCGCACACUGAGGAGGACGACGAGAUGACCGUCGACAAAAGCAGUGAUAUCGUCAUACCGCAGGCACCAGUUGCCGACCUCAAUCGCUGCUUCAGUGACGAGAAAAAACGCAAAGCGUUCGCGCGAAUGCUGCACACUCAUCGCAUGGUUAUGCAGCCACCACGCUGGAAGGGCUUUGGCCUGCCCAUCUACGGUUCGCCGGAGUUCUACCAGCUCGCGCCUCCACCGGAUCCGCCGCAGGAAACGCUCGUGUCCCUGCAAGACGCACGGGAGUUUGAGAAGCGUGGCUUUGCUGUAAUGCGGGAGCGCAUGGGCAAGGGCGCAACGCGUUAUGACGAACAGAAAGUGAAUCAGGCUUACGGGCGUGACGUACAAACCAGAAGCAAAGACGAUAUUGCCUACUGGGCGCGUCGCGGCAUCAACAGCGCAGCGUGGCACGCAGAGGGAAAUCUUCUGAGCAGCGUUCACUACAUCGACUUCCUGUGGACAGUGCUUGAGCGGCAAAGCAUGACUCUGCGCCAAAAGAAAGAAUUUAUCAGACUCAUCGCGGCCCAACGCGCCGAGGCCCGCGAAGCCCGCGAAAGGGCACCUCUUGUCAGAGACGAGGACUUGUUGCCGACCCGCGACAUGCUGUUGGUGCAGCCAAAAACGAAGUUAAGACUCGUCUGGUUGAUCUGUAUGAUAGCUAUAACAGAUCUUGAUCUUGAACUUGAUGUUGCAGCAUUUUGCAGUCGUAGAACGUGACAUGAUCAAAGUGGAAGAUCUAGUCGAGUUUCAUACUCAUCUCGAUUUUUGAGGGCUACAAUUUCAAUUUGUUGUUCUUGUAGCUGUUAUAGCUCUUGCUACUUCUAGUUUGUGAACAGCUUUAAGGAUGAUGAAAGAAGCCGCCGCAGGAGACGGCCAGGAGGGCGGGGUGGAGACGACCCGCCAAGCAAUCGAC